AUGGAUGGGUGCUACCCCUCGGCAGGAGGAGCUGGGAAUGCCACACACAGCGGCUCAUGUCACACGCUCAAUGCCACCAGCUGGGCAGGACAAAGCCACUCCCCGCUGUCCCUGCGGGCGGUGGCAGCCGCCUGCCUGUCCCUCCUCAUCCUCUCCACGCUGCUGGGGAACGCUCUGGUGUGCGCGGCCGUGCUCCGCUUCCCGCUCCUGCGCUCCAGGGUCACCAAUCUCUUCGUGCUCUCCUUGGCCGUGUCCGACCUGCUGGUGGCCGUGCUGGUGAUGCCCUGGAGAGCUGCCACCGACGUGCUGGGCUUCUGGCCCUUCGGGGCUUUCUGUGACCUGUGGGUGGCUUUUGACAUCAUGUGCUGCACGGCCUCCAUCCUGCACCUGUGCCUCAUCAGCGUCGAGCGCUACUGGGCCAUCGCCAGCCCCUUUGGCUACCGGAGGAGGGUGACACAGCGCGUGGCCUUGGUCGCCAUCGGGGUGGCUUGGCUGCUGUCCCUCCUCAUCUCCUUCAUCCCCGUGCAGCUGCAGUGGCACAAGGACCGGGAGCCGCCCGGCCGAGAGCAGCUGGGAUUGAAUGGCUCGGCGGAGGAGGAGAGCUGUGAUUCCAGCCUCGGCGGGACCUACGCCAUCUCCUCGUCCCUCAUCAGCUUCUACAUCCCCGUGGCCAUCAUGCUGGCCACCUACGGGCACCUCUUCCGCAUCGCCCGGCGCCAGCUCCGCAGGAUCUCCUCCCUGGAGAGACCCGGACACGCCUGGAGCUGCCUGGGCAGCGGCGACUGCCCUGGGGAAACCUCCCUGAAAAACUCCCUCAAGAAGGAGACCAAGGUGCUGCAGACCCUCUCCGUCAUCAUGGGCGUCUUCGUGUGCUGCUGGCUGCCCUUCUUCAUCCUCAACUGCCUGCUGCCCUUCUGUGACCCUGAGCUGCGCGUCCCGUGCGUCAGCGGGGCCGUGCUCAGCACCUUCACCUGGCUGGGCUGGGCCAACUCUGCCCUCAAUCCCGUCAUCUACGCCUUCAACGCGGAAUUCCGCCGGGCUUUCGCCUCCUUGCUGGGCUGGGGUUGCCUCUGUCCCGGCAGCGCCGUGGAGAGGGUGACGUUCAGCAGGGAGCUGGUGUCCUUCCACCCCGACACCACCCAGCACACCCUCAGCCGCCCCCACGCCCUGCUGCAGCUGGAAAACCACGAGGUGGCCUCGGAGAGGGCUUCUCCAGGCUCCUCUCCCCCUCCUGAACCCUUUCCCGAGUGUGGAACCCGUGUCUGGAUGGGGAGGAUUCCCCAGCUGGCCAGCAACGCCUUCCCUGGAGCCUGGGGUGGGAAAAGAGUGGUGGGGAGGUCUCCAGCAGAGAGGGAAAUUGGGAUGUUCCUGUCACUGCCUGUUCUGUGGGGAGCUGAGGAUGAUGAGGGUGUUCCACUCUGCAUCACCGACUGUGGAAUGGCCACACUGGUUUUUUGGGUGUCUCCAGCUGUGUUUUUGUAA
Messenger RNA from Cinclus cinclus, 1482 nucleotides. Its product is annotated as D(1) dopamine receptor-like. Gene Ontology annotation, cellular component: membrane. Lineage: Eukaryota; Metazoa; Chordata; Aves; Passeriformes; Cinclidae. The record is from RefSeq and is a predicted model, not a curated record. Gene Ontology annotation, biological process: adenylate cyclase-activating adrenergic receptor signaling pathway. Gene Ontology annotation, molecular function: G protein-coupled receptor activity.